This is a messenger RNA of Rhipicephalus sanguineus (brown dog tick), 603 nucleotides long. RefSeq lists its product as uncharacterized. Bases 1 to 603 code for a protein of 200 amino acids. The record is from RefSeq and is a predicted model, not a curated record. The transcript has a single exon. NCBI's taxonomy places the organism in Eukaryota, Metazoa, Arthropoda, Arachnida, Ixodida, Ixodidae.
AUGAAGAGAGCGGAUGUGGGAACUUCCCCAGGGUGCGAUGAAUUGCUGAUGAGCCUCAUAAAGGCACUGGGUCCGAAAGCGAAGGAAAGAGUGGAGAACUGUGUCGCUGAGGCGCUGGUGAACGCCAGAAUGCCAGGGGAUUGGAAGCAGAGCAAGGUCAGGCCCCUGUACAAAGGUGCAGGCAGUCCAAGGGACCUAACCAGCUACAGACCUUUAGCCAUAAUACCUGUGCUGGCCACGCAGGUGGUGAAGUCAAGACUCCAGCGGUGGGCAGAAGCCACCGGUGUGCUGGGCGAAUUGCAGAUGGGCUUCCACCAGGGAUGUCGCAUAGAGAACAACCUGUUGAUUCUCACCCAGGGCACUGAAAUGGCGAGUCGGACAGGGAGCCCACUGUAUGUCGCUUUCCUGAAUAUUGCGAAGGCCUACGACUGUGUGGACCAUGAGAUUUUGUGGGCGAUACUUAGAGAGCUAGGCAUGGUGGAAAAGGACCUCGAACUGCUUCAGGCCAUCAACAGUGAUGUAGUGGCAGAGGCAGAAUGGGAGGGCCACAGAACUAGGCAUUUGGCCAUACCUAGAGGUCUCCACCUAAGCUGCCCACUAUGA